Molecule: messenger RNA, 2781 nt
Organism: Sparassis crispa
Lineage: Eukaryota; Fungi; Basidiomycota; Agaricomycetes; Polyporales; Sparassidaceae
Exons: 14
Coding region: 1-2781 (926 amino acids)
Cellular component (GO): Golgi trans cisterna; membrane; Golgi medial cisterna
Source: RefSeq, a predicted model, not a curated record
AUGUUUGCCAAUCUGCCACAGAGGAUCAAUGUGCCGUUCAAUCUCCUCGGUGACGAGCCUAAGCUCGCGUUCCGUAGCCAGCCUGGAGGCAUCUCCAAACUCGCAGCAACUCGCAGCAUCCCGGAGACUGAUUCAUAUUGGGACCAAUACGUCAUUUUGUUCGACUCGGCCUCUGACGUAUUCUCCCUGAUAUCGCACAACGACGUACGUCGCGCGCUAUAUGAUGCGCCCGAGAACGUCGCCACCUUGAUCCGUGUCGUCACGUCUCGCCUAUUCAACCUCGUUUCCGACCAUACAUUCCCUACCCCUCCAAGUGUCUCUGUCGCCUCAUUUGCGACGUCGUUCAUCCGAACCGGCACUGGGUCGGCGCCGCGCAACACCACGAAGGAGGUCCUCAAUUGUCUGCGCGUGCUCCAGCGUGUGCUGCCGGUUGUGUUCGAGCUUGAAAGUGACACCAGUCGGUUUGAGACGGAAGUACUGUGGAAGAAGGAAGAGGUUAGGGAAGAUGUUGGUAUGGUGGAGCGGAUGGAACCUCAGUUUGUCAUCGACGAUGAGGACGAGGGGGACGACGGCGCGCCGGAGGGGCCGUCGAACCAGGCUACAACUGCCGACACGAAGGGGAAGCUCACUCUGCCGUCUUUAGCUGAGAGGCUGUUCAGCUGCCUGAUCGAUUUAUUAUUCUGCUGCGGCUUCUCACUUCCGACGAAGCUGCAGGUGGAUCACUACAAGAUCAACUAUGUUAUUUGGGAGAAAGGAGUUGGUUCCACUGUUGAUCCAGGUCCCAGCCACGCGUUCGAAAACAACAAGACCGAAGUACUGCGUCUUCUUCUCGUCCUUCUCUCGAGACAGAUCUAUGCCCCUCCUGCAUCCCUGUUCUCCUCGCCAUCCCUGUACUCUUUGCAUUUCGUGCAGCAUAUUCCCAGACGUCAUGUCCUCACCGUCCUUUGCUCCCUACUGAAUACUAUCAUGAACUCUUCACAUUCCGACCAUAACCUCAUGGGUACGGUAGCCGGGAGGCUUCCGUAUAACCACCUCGUCUUCAAGGGCGAGGAUCCGCGGGCAACCCUCGUCGCCACGUGUUUCCAGGUCCUCUGUGUACUUCUCGAUUUCCAGAGCGGGAGUGCUCGGGAUGCGGUGAGCAACGAUAGCCAGACCACGGCGCCGACUGCGAAGACAAAUACGUUCCGUUACUUCAUAGCCAAGCUGCAUCGGCCGAACGACUUCGCGUACAUCUUGAAUGGGGUCGUUUCGAUUUUUGAGGAAGAGAUGGCUUCCAUCAAUAACCUACUACCUGGAUCCAGGAAGCAUGUCCCGUACAUGGUAGAAACUAUCGUCUUCUUUUGGAAAAUGAUUGAUUUGAACAAGAAAUUCCGUGCAUACGUCCUAGACUCGGAAAAAGUCACUGAUCUCCUCGCAUAUCUGCUCUGUUAUGGUAUAGACAUCAAGGAUAAGCCACAGCAACACGGCCUGUGCCGAGCACUCUCCUACAUUAUUCAGAGCCUUUCCGCUGAACGUGCGUUUGGCGCGAAAUUGUCCUCGCCUGUCAGGGCUCAAGUGCCGCAGAAGUGGAGUAACUUGGGUACUGCGGCUGAUUUCAUGAUUCAUGCGAUAUAUUCCAUGGUGGCGACGACGUCCGGUGCUUUAACGUCUUUGUACCCCGCCCUGAUCAUCGCGCUCUCAAAUUCAGCGCCGUACUUCAAAAAUCUCAGCGUCACGUCCUCAACCCGCCUGAUCCAGCUUUUUACCGCGUUCGCACACCCAUCCUUCCUGCUGUCCGACGAGGGCCACCCCAGGCUGUUGUUCUUCAUGCUCGAGACGUUCAACGCCGUCCUUUUGCGCAACCUGUCCGAGAAUCCGAACCUCGUGUACGGCAUCCUCCAUGCACACAGGGCGUUCGAGGACCUCGGCACCUUCACGCUCGUCGGGGGCCUGCGGGAGAUCCGCCGCAUUCAGCUCGCGAAAGAGGAGCGGGCGCGAGCAGCGGAGGGCACGCUCAACAAAGGCAAGAAUAGGGCAACCGACAUCGAGGCGGAGCCACACCUCGAGAAGGCGCGGCUCCUACAGAGCGAGAAUAAUAGCAGCGUGGAGCUCCCACAGGAACAUGAGUCCGUCGAGAACCUUCCCGAGUCGCGCUCGCGGUCUAUGUCGGAGGAGGAGCCGCCCACGACGAGGCCACUCAUGUCCCCGACGCUAUCGGAGGCCCCGCCGCUCGGCGUGCAGUCUCCUGAGAUCUCAGAGAAGGCGCGGGGAAAGAUGCGGGCCCUGCGCUCAAUGUCGAUGUCGAUGGAUAUGACUGGCAGUUUAGAGCGGCUUGUUACGACUGGGGUGGGGCGGAACGGGUUCAUUCCCACGCAGGAAUGGGUCACUUCUUGGCAGCAAGGGCUACCCUUAGAUCCCAUCCUCCUGAUGAUAUCCGAAUUGCUGCCCAAGGUUCAAGAGUUGCAGGCAUCGUUUAACCCGACAAAUGUAAAUGCGGCCAUCAUAGACCUUAUUCGCAGCACAAGUUUGCAAGAUGCCCUACCGAAACCAUCCCCGCUGACACCUCGACGAUUCAUGUGGUCCGACGCGUCCAUCAUCUGGCUCUCAUCUCUGAUUUGGGGCGAGAUCUACGUGCGUGGGAUGACACCUCUGGGAAUCUGGAAUUCUACCAGCGUACGCCUCUUCUACGUGAAGCACACGCAGCCACAGCACCGUCAGAUCUCCGAGACGGUGACGAAUGUCGUUGGAGGGCUGCUUGGACGGUCGGAGUCUUCGCAGUCGUUGCGGCAGCGACAACAGUGA